This is a messenger RNA of Canis lupus familiaris (dog), 2361 nucleotides long. RefSeq names its product kelch like family member 20 (gene KLHL20). Gene Ontology annotation, molecular function: protein binding. NCBI's taxonomy places the organism in Eukaryota, Metazoa, Chordata, Mammalia, Carnivora, Canidae. The record is from RefSeq and is a predicted model, not a curated record. The coding region runs from base 154 to 1983 and encodes 609 amino acids. The transcript has 12 exons.
UAGCUCGAGGAUCCGCAUCCUGCUGGCGCUAGCGGCGGCGGAGCAGGCAGCGAGGGGGCGGCGGGUGGAGGAGGCUGAGGGGGCGGCGGCAGAGAAGAAAGUGACAGAGCCGGUUCGGCUUUAGAGUGUGGUGAAGGGUACUUUUCAUGGUGCAUGGAAGGAAAGCCAAUGCGCAGGUGUACCAACAUUCGACCAGGAGAGACUGGAAUGGAUGUAACAAGCCGCUGCACCCUUGGAGACCCCAAUAAACUGCCAGAAGGGGUUCCCCAACCUGCCCGCAUGCCCUAUAUCUCAGACAAGCACCCUCGACAAACCUUGGAAGUGAUUAACCUUCUGAGAAAGCACCGGGAGCUAUGCGAUGUGGUGCUAGUUGUGGGCGCUAAGAAGAUAUAUGCCCAUCGAGUCAUUUUGUCAGCCUGUAGUCCCUACUUCCGAGCUAUGUUUACAGGAGAAUUGGCGGAGAGCCGUCAGACAGAAGUAGUGAUCCGAGACAUAGAUGAGAGGGCUAUGGAACUACUGAUUGACUUUGCAUAUACCUCCCAGAUAACUGUGGAAGAGGGCAAUGUUCAGACCCUUCUGCCAGCUGCUUGCCUCCUUCAGCUGGCAGAAAUACAGGAAGCCUGCUGUGAAUUCUUAAAGAGACAAUUAGAUCCUUCUAAUUGCCUGGGCAUUCGGGCUUUUGCUGACACACAUUCAUGUCGUGAGUUGCUCAGGAUAGCAGACAAGUUCACUCAACAUAACUUUCAAGAGGUAAUGGAAAGUGAAGAGUUCAUGUUGCUUCCAGCCAAUCAGCUCAUUGAUAUAAUAUCUAGUGAUGAGCUAAACGUUCGCAGUGAAGAACAGGUGUUCAAUGCAGUGAUGGCCUGGGUCAAAUACAGUAUUCAAGAAAGACGUCCUCAGUUACCCCAGGUACUGCAGCAUGUUCGUCUGCCUUUGCUUAGUCCCAAGUUCCUGGUGGGCACCGUAGGCUCUGAUCCCCUCAUCAAAAGUGAUGAAGAAUGCAGAGACUUGGUAGAUGAAGCUAAAAACUAUCUCCUAUUGCCUCAAGAACGACCACUAAUGCAGGGACCAAGGACAAGACCACGGAAACCUAUCCGAUGUGGAGAAGUACUCUUUGCAGUUGGUGGCUGGUGCAGUGGAGAUGCCAUUUCUAGUGUUGAACGAUAUGAUCCACAGACCAAUGAAUGGCGAAUGGUAGCUUCAAUGAGCAAAAGGCGAUGUGGAGUUGGGGUCAGUGUUCUUGAUGACCUGCUAUAUGCAGUAGGAGGCCAUGAUGGAUCCUCUUACCUCAAUAGUGUUGAAAGGUAUGACCCCAAAACAAACCAAUGGAGCAGUGAUGUGGCUCCUACAAGCACCUGCAGGACAAGUGUUGGUGUGGCAGUACUCGGAGGUUUUCUCUAUGCUGUGGGUGGUCAGGAUGGUGUGUCCUGCCUCAACAUUGUUGAAAGAUAUGAUCCAAAGGAAAACAAAUGGACCCGAGUGGCUUCUAUGAGCACAAGAAGACUAGGCGUGGCUGUGGCUGUGUUAGGAGGGUUCUUAUAUGCUGUAGGUGGCUCUGAUGGGACAUCUCCACUAAACACAGUGGAGCGCUACAAUCCUCAGGAAAACAGAUGGCACACCAUAGCUCCUAUGGGGACCCGGAGGAAACAUCUAGGCUGUGCAGUGUAUCAGGACAUGAUCUAUGCCGUAGGAGGUAGAGAUGAUACUACAGAGCUGAGCAGCGCUGAGAGAUACAACCCCAGAACUAACCAGUGGUCUCCCGUGGUGGCUAUGACAUCCCGCCGUAGUGGAGUUGGCCUUGCAGUAGUGAACGGACAGCUCAUGGCUGUAGGAGGCUUUGAUGGCACAACGUACUUGAAGACCAUUGAAGUUUUUGAUCCUGACGCCAAUACAUGGAGGUUAUAUGGUGGGAUGAAUUACCGUCGCCUCGGGGGUGGUGUAGGAGUUAUUAAAAUGACACAUUGUGAAUCCCAUAUAUGGUGAUCACCUAGAAGACAGUCAUGUACAUGCUCCACUGUGUUCUGGAGAGCUUUGACUUUGGAGCUUUGUAUAGCUCAAGAAAACAUUAGAACAAAUUAUUCUUUGCCGGUGCCUCAACAUAUGGAAAUACAAAUACAAUGAAAGUACUUCAACUGCAAGAUGCCACCUUUGCACAAAAGUUUUCAAUUCCAUGCAGAAUAUUUAUUUUUGGUUUUAAUUUAUCAUGGGUUUUUUGUUGGUUUUUUUGUCAUUUUGUUUUGCUUUGGAUUUAGCCUUCUUCCCACUAAAAAAGGAAAAGAAAAAAAAGAUAAAAAAUCCAAGCAGAAAGUUUAUUUUUAAGAUGUUAAGUUUGAAAAUACUAAUAAAGGGAGAAGGGCUAUA